AUGGCUUUCAAUCGAUCCAGCACUUUAUCCAACCUCUCUAUAGAGGACGAGAGAUACCUCAGCCAACUGAGCCCUCAGAGUCGCCCAAUGGAUAUGUUCCAAAAAGGAUCAGACCCUCUUCCCGGCAAUUGGAACUAUGACAGCGCAAUCGAUCUAUUCUCUCUGAACCCCGUUGACAUGGACCCCGUCUCUUUCGACUUUGCCGACACUCUCACCUCUACCGACUCGAAAGAUAUCUUCAUGGAUCCCUUUGAAACUCCAACGGCCAUCAGUGGCUUCUCCAUGCCUACCGCAGAAGAUAACGUAUCUUUGUCAUCACCCCGGGGUUUGCGGAUCGGCGCUGACAUGUCAAAAAAGGAUUUCGAUAGUGACGAUCAGUCCUGGCCCCACCGGUCCAUUGAUAUAACCCCGAAAGCUGAACCAACCAACAACAAAUCCUCCAAGCCCGUGACCCGGAACUCCGUUCAAAGUACCACCUCCUCUAGCAGAUGGUCUUCCAGCCCGGAGAUGAAACCCCAAGAAUACACACCCCGGGCUGAUAAGUCUGUCACAUCCACAAACAGCCGGAAGACCCGCAGCUACUCUCAAGACUCCAAUCGUUCGUCAACAAGUCAAGACCCACAGAUGCGAAAUGCCGCAAAACGUGCGGCCCACAACAUUAUUGAGAAGCGCUACCGGACAAACAUGAACGCUAAGUUCCUUGCUCUUGAGAAGGCUAUCUCCCCCGCUGGAGUCCAGAAGCAAAGUUCCCGAGCUGGAGCUGGUUCUCUCAAGAAGUCCGAGAUCCUCACAAACGCCCUGGCUUACAUUGAGAGUGUUCAGCAAGAAAACUCAUCCUUGCACAAGGAGUUGGCGCUUCUCAAACAGAACAUGAUCCCUGGCAUGUGGCGACACUCAAAACAGCCCCGCGCAUAA
Messenger RNA from Penicillium taxi, 915 nucleotides. RefSeq lists its product as uncharacterized. The coding region runs from base 1 to 915 and encodes 304 amino acids. Gene Ontology annotation, molecular function: protein dimerization activity. The transcript is spliced from 2 exons. NCBI's taxonomy places the organism in Eukaryota, Fungi, Ascomycota, Eurotiomycetes, Eurotiales, Aspergillaceae. The record is from RefSeq and is a predicted model, not a curated record.